AUGGAGUUGACAUUUGAGCCAUUGAAGAACGACCUGCUGCUGCGGGCAGCGCGCGGCGAGACGGUCGAGCGCCCGCCAUGCUGGAUCAUGCGGCAAGGUAAGGACCCCUCGGACCAGCACCGUAGACAACGAAGAAAAGACAGCAGCUUACUCCAGACAGCCGGUCGUUAUCUCCCCGAGUACCACGAGGCCAAGGGCAACCGCGACUUCUUCGCCUGCUGCCGCGAUCCCGAGAUUGCCAGCACAUUGACCCUGCAGCCCAUCGAGCGCUUCGCCGGUCUCCUCGACGCUGCCAUCAUCUUCAGCGAUAUCCUCGUCGUUCCCCAGGCCCUCGGCAUGACCGUAGAGAUGGUCGACAAGAAGGGACCGCACUUCCCCGACCCUCUGAAGAGCCCUACGGACGGCCAGUACGAGCAGGUCAUGGCCAAGAACGUCGACGUCGCCGCCGAGCUCGACUACGUAUACAAGGCCAUCACCCUCACGCGCAAGAAGCUCGCCGGCCGCGUGCCCCUGAUUGGCUUCUGCGGCGCCCCGUGGACGCUGUUCUGCUACAUGGUCGAGGGUGGCGGCACCAAGCUUUUCAUCCACAGCAAGACGUGGAUCUACAGAUACCCCGAGGAGUCCAAGAAACUGCUGCAGAAGAUUGCCGAGGUCUGCGUUGAGUACCUCGCCCUGCAAGUCAAGGCCGGAGCACAGGCAUGUCUUCUUUCCGCACUGCGACGUCUCCCUUGUGACUGA
This is a messenger RNA of Colletotrichum chrysophilum, 738 nucleotides long. RefSeq names its product Uroporphyrinogen decarboxylase in heme biosynthesis (gene HEM12). The transcript is spliced from 2 exons. Lineage: Eukaryota; Fungi; Ascomycota; Sordariomycetes; Glomerellales; Glomerellaceae. The record is from RefSeq and is a predicted model, not a curated record. The coding region runs from base 1 to 738 and encodes 245 amino acids. Gene Ontology annotation, molecular function: uroporphyrinogen decarboxylase activity. Gene Ontology annotation, cellular component: cytosol. Gene Ontology annotation, biological process: heme biosynthetic process.